Molecule: messenger RNA, 2650 nt
Organism: Andrographis paniculata
Lineage: Eukaryota; Viridiplantae; Streptophyta; Magnoliopsida; Lamiales; Acanthaceae
Product: probable protein phosphatase 2C 4
Exons: 4
Coding region: 252-2300 (682 amino acids)
Biological process (GO): protein dephosphorylation
Molecular function (GO): protein serine/threonine phosphatase activity
Source: RefSeq, a predicted model, not a curated record
AAUGGGAAAUGGGAAAUUUCUGUGCUUCCUCCAAUACAAACAAAGGGAAACCCACCAAGUCAUCAUUCACACACCCCCUCCUCAAUUGAACACCACACCAUACCUUCAAAGUCAACCUCCUUUGUCCCCCACCCCUUUUUCUAGAUUUCUUCCUCCUUUUCACAAUCUUGUAGAAUUUGGGGAUUCUUGAUCUCAAUUUAGGGUUUUAAUUUGAUUUGAUUUGGGGGAAAGAUUGGUUCGAUUAGGAGGAGAUGGGAAACGGCGCGGGGAAGCUGACCGUCUGCUUCACCGGAGUCGGAAACCAGACGGCGGACGACGUGCGGCGGCGGAGGAAGGAGAUGGCGGCGGCUAUGGCGGUUUCCGACCCGAUCGACGAUCUCGGCCACUCCUUCUGCUACGUCCGCCCCGAGCUCUCGCGGCUGCCGUCGUCGUCUUCCAAAGUGUUCUCCGAGUCCGACGAGGCUCCGACGGCCAUGUUCCGGUCGAUCUCCGGCGCCGCCGUCAGCGCCAACACCUCCACCCCUCUCUCCACCGCCUUGCUCGACCUUUACUCCGAGACCGCCGUCGACCGCGCCUCCGCCUUCGAAAGCUCCACCUCCUUCGCCGCCAUCCCCCUCCAGCCCAUCCCCAGAAACUCCUCCAUCCACUCCGGCCCCCUCUUCAACUCCGGUCCGAUCGAGCGCGGCUUCAUGUCCGGCCCCAUCGAGCGAGCUUUCAUGUCCGGCCCCAUCGAAAAAGGCUUCUCCGGGCACCUCCACCGGAGCUUCUCCCAUGGCGGAUUCGCCUUCCGCCCUAGAUCCAAAAACCUCUCCCUAUCCCUUCUCCGGGCCCUCCGUCGCGCUUUCUCCAAAGGCCAGAACUCCAUUGUCGCGCCGAUCAAAUCCGCCGCCGCCGCGGCGGCGGCGAAGGACUCCGAUUGGGCAAAACAAAACGAAUUAACAGUCAACAGCAGCGUAAAUUUCAGCAGCGAGUGCAGCCUAGACGACGACGUUUCGUUAGAAUCUCAAAAUCUCCAAUGGGCCCAAGGAAAAGCCGGCGAGGAUCGCGUCCAUGUCGUCGUCUCCGAGGAGCACGGCUGGGUCUUCGUCGGAAUCUACGACGGAUUCAACGGCCCAGAUGCACCGGACUAUCUCCUCACCAAUUUAUAUCCCAAUGUCCAUAAAGAGCUCAAAGGCUUACUCUGGGACGACAACAUCAAGCCCGAUUCCUCCUCCGCCACCGCCGUUAACGACAGCGAUAAUUCCGAAGACCGGACAAAUGGCGGCGGCUGCUCGGAGAGCUAUCCCGGUGAAGUUUGGCACAAGAGAAGGAAGGGUAAAAUAGCCAAAAACAAGUAUCCCGGCGUGGCAAAGAAAUGGGAGGAGAAUCAGCGGCGGUGGCGGUGCGAAUGGGAUCGCGAGCGAUUAGAGCUCGACCGGAGGUUAAAGGAGCAAUCUCGGCCGUCGAAUACGGCCGCGAAUCAUUCCGACGUGCUCAAGGCUCUAUCGAACGCGUUGAGGAAAACCGAGGAGGCGUAUCUCGACCUCGCGGACAAGAUGGUUGUGGAGAAUCCAGAACUCGCGUUGAUGGGAUCGUGCGUGCUCGUGACGUUGAUGAAGGGCGAGGACGUGUACGUAAUGAACGUCGGCGAUAGCCGCGCCGUGCUCGGUCGAAAAGAGGAGCCGAAUCUUUGGAGCCAAGACUUGGAGAGGAUUAAGGAAGAAACCGUUAACGAGCUCGAGGGAUUCGAUGGCGACGUUAGCGAUGAUCUCCCGAGCCUAACGGCAUUGCAGCUUAGUAUGGAUCAUAGCACCUCAAUCGACGAGGAAGUUGAAAGGAUUAAAAACGAGCAUCGGGACGACGCUUGCGCGGUGAUCAACGACCGUGUGAAAGGAUCGUUGAAGGUCACCCGAGCUUUUGGCGCCGGUUUCCUCAAGCAGCCUAAAUGGAACAAUGCCCUUCUCGAGAUGUUUAGAAUCGACUACGUCGGAACCUAUCCGUACAUAAAUUGCCUCCCUUCGCUUUACCAUCACAGAUUGGGGCUACGCGAUCGCUUCCUCAUAUUGUCGUCGGACGGACUUUAUCAAUACUUCACGAACGAAGAAGCUGUGUCUGAAGUCGAGCUAUUCCUCUCAUGGUCGCCCGAGGGCGACCCUGCGCAGCAUCUCGUCGAAGAAUUGCUUUUUCGCGCGGCAAAAAGAGCCGGUAUGGACUUCCAUGAACUGCUCGAAAUACCUCAAGGGGACCGGCGUCGAUACCACGACGACGUGUCGAUUAUUGUGAUUUCUUUGGAGGGGAGAAUAUGGAGAAGCUGUGCAUAGUUUUACUUAGGGGAAGUGUAAGUAGAAAUAAUGUUGUUCCCAAUCCGCCAUUGUUGUCGACCUUCAAGAACCCAUUUUUGUGGGUAUUUUCAGGUAGCCAUUUUUGGACGUUUAUUUUAUUUCUUUCUUUCUUUCUUUUGUUUUCUCAAUUCAGAGAGCUGAGUUGUUGAGAAAUUAUUGAACAAAGCUUGAUUGGACUUUUUCUUUUCUUUUCUUUUUUUUUUUUUUUAAUUUUAUUUUGGUUGGUAGGUUUUGUAAAGAUCCAUCCAAAGAACUGAUCCUCAUAUGUUAUAAUUGUAAUUCUCGAAAUAAAUCACACCACACCCUUUUUAAGGGUUAUUUUUGCUUCA